Messenger RNA from Rosa chinensis, 3145 nucleotides. RefSeq names its product UDP-glycosyltransferase 73C4. The transcript has 2 exons. The coding region runs from base 214 to 1689 and encodes 491 amino acids. The record is from RefSeq and is a predicted model, not a curated record. Gene Ontology annotation, molecular function: UDP-glycosyltransferase activity. NCBI's taxonomy places the organism in Eukaryota, Viridiplantae, Streptophyta, Magnoliopsida, Rosales, Rosaceae.
CAAAAUAAUCCUACUCCAAACACGUAUUGUGCAGGAUCAAUGACAAGUAUUGUGGUCUCAUAUCAUUUUAUGACGGAAUCUUUUAGAAUCUUGAAACAUUGUGUGGUUCAAAAUAACACUACAUAGUCAUUUGUCAAAUCAUUUCUUCAUCUAGAUUUGCCUACCUCUGGUUUUGUAUUCUCAAUCUCUCUGGCAAUUGCAAUUGCAAUUGCAAUGGCUUCAGAGUCCCAUGAUCAGCUUCACUUUGUUUUGAUACCACUAAUGUCUCCAGGCCACCUUCUACCAAUGGCAGACAUGGCUAAGCUAUUGGCACAGCAUGGUCUGGUGGUCACAAUUAUCACCACACCUCUCAAUGCUGUUGGAAUCAAACCUGUCAUUGAUCGUGCCAUUGAUUCCGGUCUCUCCCUUCAUCUAGUCCAGUUCAUUUUGCCACUUGCUGAGUGUGGUUUGCCAGAUGGAUGUGAAAACUUGGAAUCAGUCCCUGCAAGAAACUUGUUUUGUAAUUUCUUUGAUGCAGUUAGCAGGCUUCAGAAGCCAGUAGAGAAAUUGCUUGAGACACUGAAACCCCAUCCGAGCUGCAUAAUCUCAGAUAAACAUCUGCCGUGGACAGCUGAGAUUGCUCAAAAGUUUGGGUUACCAAGGUAUUGGUUUGAUGGGACUAGUUGCUUUACUCUCUUGUCUAACCAUAAUAUAGAAACAUCCAAGGUCCUAGAGAGUGUUUCAGGAUCAGAAUCAUUUAUGGUGCCUGGUUUGCCUGAUGAGAUUGAACUUACUUUAGGCCAAUUACCGGCGCACUUGAAUCCUGCUAAUGUUGACUUCAGAGAUUUCCACGGAAAAGUAGAGGAAGCUACAAAAGCAUCAUGUGGAGUUGUUGUGAAUAGCUUUGAGCAGUUGGAAACGGAGUAUGUCAAAGAGUAUAGAAAGGUUAGUAAAGUGUGGAGUAUUGGUCCAGUGUCACUUUCCAACAACACAAACUUGGACAAAGCUCAAAGAGGCAAGUCAGGCAACAAGGCCUCCAUUGAUCAACACCAGUGCUUGAGAUGGCUCGAUUCAUGGCCUGAGAGCUCGGUUGUCUAUGUAUGUCUCGGAAGCCUCGGCCGUGUCGAAACUCCUCAGUUGGUAGAGCUUGGAUUAGGCUUAGAAGCAUCAAACCGGCCUUUUGUUUGGGUGAUCCGCAGAAAGAAGACAGAAGAAUGGGCAAAAUGGUUGUUGGAAGAUGGAUUUGAGGACCGGAUUAAAGGUAGAGGACUAUUAAUCCAUGGUUGGGCACCACAAGUAUUGAUAUUGUCACAUCCUGCAGUUGGUGGGUUUUUAACACAUUGUGGUUGGAAUUCGACGUUGGAAGGGAUUUGUGCUGGGAUUCCAAUGAUCACAUUUCCUAUGUUUGCUGAGCAGUUCUACAAUGAGAAGUUCAUAGUGCAUGUCUUGAAGAUUGGUGUGAGAGUUGGUGCCUCAGUGGUCAUUCCGUUGGGAAAACAAGAAGGGUCUGUGGUGUCAGUGAAAAGCGGCGAGUUUAAGGAGGCUAUAGAGAAAGUGAUGAUCACUGAAGGGAAUAAAGAAGGAGAAGAAAGAAGAGAGAGAGCAAAGAAGCUUGCAGUGAUGGCCAAGAAAGCUACAGAGGAGGGAGGUUCUUCUUACCUCAACAUUAGACUGUUAAUUGAAGAUGUAAGAUCAUACAAACAUCAGUAGUACUACCCAUCUUAGUAUUUAGGGUUCCUUGAAUGAUAGCACUCGUAGUCAUAGGCAAAAUGGACACUGCUCUGAGAAGGCACUCGCAGGUGAAAAGAAAUAUUGCACUGUUGGUGUUCAUUUGCUGGAUAGAAACCGGACUCUAGUUAGUAGUUACACAGUUACCCUAUUGUGUGAAUGUACUUACUGAUCUUAUUGAAAGUAUAUUUAUUUUCUACAUCAAUGGGUGUGGUGCAAUCACCAUAUGAAUUGAUAGGCUUUUUACUGAGAUAAACUAGAGAUGGAUAAACAUUGUCCAUGCAUAUCUUGUUUCUGUUUCCUGUAAACAAAAGUACAAAACCAUCUUCUAUGAAACCAAUACGCUUUGGUAGUCCCUCCUACUAACACCCAUCAAUUUUUCAGUCUUCUAGUGUAUAUGAGGUGGUAUGCACUAUGCAGGGAUAACGAAACUCAGACCGUCAGUAGAAUAAGCGGCAGCAAUAUCAUGACAAAUUCAGACAGACAGUUGGGUACACGACUCUUCUUCAUUUGGAUUGGACACCUGUGCUUCAGUGUUACCAAUCGUACAAUCAAUUCUUAAUUAUUGCAUAUUUGCAAUUGAUUCAGACAUCUAUAAUCAGCUUCACUUUGCUUUGUUUUUUAGCUGUCACGUACUGGUGUUUUAAUUGGUAGUAUUUAGGUGAUUUAUUGUCUUUUUCCUCUACCUAGUAAAAAUUAAGUUAUUAAUUCUAGUCAUAGCUUCAAAAUUUACCUGAUCUCAGAAUUAAGGCACGGUUAGUUCACAAGAAUGAUAAUAUCUUUGUACAUUGACACUUUUGGUUUAGUUAAUAGAAUAUCCUUUUCUCUUUUUUUUUUUUCAAUUAGUUAAUAGAAUAUCCUUGAAACAGACUUUCUGUGCAUCAGUUGCAUGUUGCAGUCACUGCAGAUACAGAUAUAAUAAAGACUAAAGAGAUUGAUAAGAUUUUCGCGGUUUAACAUUAAUUAUCUAUAAGUCCCCUUUCUUUUUUUUCCUUGAAGCAAACCAUGUCCAUAUAACCAAGAUAGACAUAUAGUAAAAUAAAGUAUUGCAUAAAUAUAGGACUACAGCAUCCAUGCACCACAUAUUGUUGCAAAUUUUUGGCUCAAUAAGUCAAUAUAUCAAAUCUUAUCAUCAUUACUAUCAAAAGUGCAAGCGGCACAAAAGAUGAUAAGAUUUGACAUACUGAGCCUAGAUGCCCUCAGUAUCAUAUCACUAUAUUCUAACCCCAUUCAAAUUUCUUCAUUUAGAUUACAUAUAUCUUCCCCUCAAAUUUUAUCAUUGCAAGUAUUUAGGUGCUCUUACAAUGGCUUCAGAAUCCCAUGAUCAACUUCACUUUGUUUUAAUACCUCUAAUGUCUCCAGGGCACCUCAUACCAAUGGCAGACAUGGCUAAGCUAUUGGCACUACAUGGUGUGGUGGUCACAAUUGUAACCACACC